Messenger RNA from Didymodactylos carnosus, 975 nucleotides. NCBI's taxonomy places the organism in Eukaryota, Metazoa, Rotifera, Eurotatoria, Philodinida, Philodinidae. The record is from the annotation of a GenBank genome assembly.
AUGGAAAACAGUGACCCCGCAUCAACAUCCAAACCAGUUCGCUAUAAAAAAAAAGAAAAUGGAAAAAUUCGCUACGUUUUUGUCGAUCAGGAUAAAUUUCAAAACUUACCGUUAUUUCCAACCACAUUGACGGAACGUACACCGGUCGUAAAGGUCAAUUCUUCCAUGAAAUCUGGUUCUAUUUCGACUCAAGCUUUGACUCUUCCACCUUCAAUCUUAAAAAAAGGACAAUCUCAGCCGAAGAAGAAAUCUUCUGCAGUAUCGACUACCUCAAACUUGUCCAGAUUACCAGAUCAACGUUCCUACUCACCGACGAUAUCCGAUGUAAGUUAUUCGUCAUCGAAUUAUUCAAAAGCAAAUUCGAAACAAUUUACCAAUUUGUCACCAACAACGAACGUUCAAAAAGAGCAAACUGAACGGAAUAAUGUCGACUCAGUCUCAAAACUGAUAACGAAAUUGGAACAAAAUAACUUAACAAGUGAGACGAUAGAGAACGGUGAUAAUAAAGGAAAUAGACAAUCGUAUACGUUAGUUUGGCUUAAUAAAAACGUCAAUUCACCUGAAAAUCACGACAUAUGUGCUGAAUUUCGUCAAAUAAUUGAUCAUUUAAAACUUUUUGAUAAUACUGAAGAAUGCGAAAAGCAGAUGAAAAAAGUGAAAAAUGAAAAGAUUUUUCUCAUUAUUAAUGGUCAGUUUGCAACAGAAAUUGUUCCAAAAGUACACCAGAAUCCAGAUCUAUUGGCCAUUUACGUCUAUGAUUUGAACGAUGACACUAAACACCAGUGGAUUGAUGAAUAUCCAAAGGUUAAACACAUAUUUGAUAACAUUGAUUCAGUGAAAAAUCAGUUAAAAUUGGAUGUUCAUGAUUUACAUUCAACAGUUGAUGAUAGCACAAAGAUAAAUGGUAUUCAAGAUAAUAAGUCGGAUGACGAACAUACACAUAGUGAAGGACAUAAACAACUAGACAACUAUUGA